Limulus polyphemus (Atlantic horseshoe crab) is the source of this 4731-nucleotide messenger RNA. Its product is annotated as probable tRNA (uracil-O(2)-)-methyltransferase. Gene Ontology annotation, biological process: tRNA methylation. The record is from RefSeq and is a predicted model, not a curated record. Gene Ontology annotation, molecular function: metal ion binding; tRNA (uridine) methyltransferase activity. Lineage: Eukaryota; Metazoa; Arthropoda; Merostomata; Xiphosura; Limulidae.
UAUUCUGAAAUUUUCGCUCAUUAUUUUUAUUAAAAUACGUAUAAUUAGACAUAAAGAAAGCUAUAACUUGAACAUAAUUUUAUCCAAGCACCAACGGUAGAGUGCCCAAUGCAAGCAUGUGUGAUACCAUGUCAGAAACACCAAAAUUGAAAUAUGUGUGGAAAAGCAUUGUUGAAUCUAGCAGUGAGGUCAAGGAAACAGAUUUCUGGAUUGCCCUCAAGGUGUGGACAGAGCAACCACACACUGUGAACAGAAGAUUAAUGGCUGUUAAACCUCUUAACACAUAUGUGAUAGAUGUUCAACCUCUUUGUCAUACCUACCAGCAAUGUUUUGCUCAUGAUGAUGCAGACAAGAUUAUUGAUUUGAUAAAUUGCACAAAGCAGACAAUGGAUAUUGCAUCUGAGAUACACAUCUUCCAGGAAAAAUGGAAACUUGUGCCAUGUGAGCAAUUAUUCUGGAACAGUGGUAAUGCAGUGUAUUUACAAGUUCGACAACUACUUCCUAAGCAACCAGAAAAAUUCCCAGAAGCACAGGAGAUAGCAGUAAUUGAUGAAACCAAUAGGCAAGUCAUCUUUCACCCUGUUCUAAAAAUUGGUGCAGCACAUAAGGUUGUUCCCAAUUUCACCUACAGGAUAACCCACACAGAGCAAGAAAGAAUAAGUAUGGAUGUCCUUCUUGAGGAUAUCAACAGAGACGUUGAAGAUAACCCUGCUGUAUCCUGGCUACAGGUUAAUGUUCUUCCAAAACUUGUAAAAUGGGCAACCAAUAAACAGAACUCGUCCUCCAAUCCUGUGAUUCCUUCUCUAAGUUUAGUUCCUGUAGAAGCAUACAAUCAGGUGUACCAACAACUGAAAACCAGAUAUGAAAAACUAAUUAAGAUAUGGCCUGAGUCAACGGAUCCACUAAAAUUUAUCUAUGAAGAUAUAGCUAUUGCCUCUUAUCUCAUGGUUCUGUGGGAACAAGAACGUAUAGAACUUGGUCUGCAGAAGAAACAGUCUUUUGUAGAUCUGGGUUGUGGUAAUGGACUGCUGGUGUAUAUUCUAACUCAAGAAGGGUAUCCAGGAUUAGGAGUUGACUUACGAAAUAGGGGUAUAUGGGAUAUUUAUGGACCAGAAACUCAGCUGAAGGAAAUGACCAUCACACCUUCUGACAAGUACCUGUUUCCUGAGUAUGACUGGUUGAUAGGAAACCAUUCGGAUGAGCUCACACCCUGGAUCCCAGUGAUAGCUGCAAGAUCGUCCUUCAACAUGAGAGCCUUCCUUAUUCCCUGUUGUGCAUUCACUUUUGAUGGGAAGUACCAAAAGUCACAUAGUGGAACUAGUCAGUAUCAGUCGUACUUGAAUUUUAUUAAUGAACUUUGCCAAGUUAUGGGAUUUCAUGUAAAGAAAGAUAAACUCAGGAUACCAUCAACAAAACGAAUCUGCCUGAUUUGUUCCUCACGCAACUAUAAAGUGUCAGAAGAAGCAGUUGUUGAUAAAAGACGUUCAGAAUACAUAAAAAAGUAUUCUCGAUUCACUCAUGUAAAAAGCCUAUCUCCUGUUAGAACUACUGGUGAGGAGAAAAACAGUUUUCUGAGUUGUAAGGCAUUUAGUGAGUGUAAUGAAUCUACACUUGAUACUGAAGACAAAAAUUCAGAGGUGUGCUGCAAAUCAACCAGCUUUGUCUGGUCACAAGAUUUCCAGCCAAGAGAGAAAGCUGAGCAAGUAAGGAACUGUACUCAUUUAGAUAAGCAUUUCCUGAAUGAAACUGUGAGUGUAAUAGCUCAAACACUUUUGAACUGUGGAGAAGACUGUCUUUCUUAUAUAGGAAGUGAUGGACAAGAGAGAAAGUGGAAACUUGGAGGUAAAAUGGAGCUUUCAGUGUUGGUAAAAAGCUUGAGUAAUAACACCUUAAAACAGUUGAAGAACCAGUGUGGUGGGUUACAGACACUACUUAGAAACAACCAGCACAUAUUUACAGUGAAGAAAGGAACAGCAAGUCUAGCUUCUCCAUUUGACCAAGGAAAAUCUGGCUCCAGUCGAAGUAAUAAGAAGAGAAGAGGAAGGAUCCCUGCGAAGACUCGGCUAUGCUGGUUUUACAGGAAUCAUCCUAAUAGUUGUCCCCUAGAUGAUGUAAAAUGUAAAUUUGUACAUAUAGAUGGAAACAGUUAGAAUACAUUAAAAAUGUGUAAUUAGAAGGUAUAAAUUUUAAUAAUUUCCAACCAUGGUGUGGUACCACAACUUAUUUUUAAACUACUUUCAUGUGGGUAGUGCUGCAAUAUAAGUAGCUUUUAUUAACAAACACAUGGGUAUACUUUCACAACACUUAAACCUUACUGUAUAAAUGUUUGUUGUUAGAGUGAUAGGAUCAAAGGUAAAGUCAGGAGAAAUAAAAGUUUUAACUAUUAUAUGAGGUCUCCUGAACUAUGACUGAUACUAGACAUCCUUCUAAAUCACAACUGAUACCAGACAUCCUUCUGCAUCACAACUGAUACCAGACGUCCUUCUGGAUCACAACUGAUACCAGACGUCCUUCUGGAUCACAACCGAUACCAGACGUCCUUCUGGAUCACAACCGAUACCAGACGUCCUUCUGGAUCACAACCGAUACCAGACGUCCUUCUGGAUCACAACCGAUACCAGACGUCCUUCUGGAUCACAACCGAUACCAGACGUCCUUCUGGAUCACAACUGAUACCAGACGUCCUUCUGGAUCACAACUGAUACCAGACAUCCUUCUGCAUCACAACUGAUACUAGACAUCCUUCUGCAUCACGACUGAUACAGAAUAUACUUUUGAGCUAAAACUGAUAUCAGAUAUCCUCCACAGCUUCAAACAAGCUGUAUUGUAUAGCCAUCUAGAAGUUUUCACUGAUGCUGGUAACUUUUAGGUUGAUGUAUUUCACAAUUAUGAACUAAUAUUGAAUACCCCCCCCCCCCCUUAUAAAUAAUCUCAAGAGUCCCUUCUCAAACGUAUUAUCUGUCACUGUCAGUUUUUGAAAGUUACAACUGGUAAUACUAGCAAUGUUCCCUCUAAUUUUUUCAAUGUUUGUGUGGAAUGAAUUUUUUCAUGUGCAUCAGUGUCAAGGCAAUGUGUGGAUGUGCGCUACCAUUUUUUGGGGUGUGGGAGAUGGGAUAUUUCUAGACCAUCGACCUUAUUGGAUAUUAGUUGAUUAUUUGGGCUUUAGGCCUAUCAACUACCAUUACUGAGGAUGUGCGUAGCACUUGAUUGGUUAUUGUGCAGUUGCAUAGUUUAGAGGGAACACCGAGUACUAGACAAUCUCUACAACUUUAUAUCUUUCCAUGAUUUAAAAUUAGUACAAUUGUAAUUUAUUUACAGACUUUCCCUCUUCUGGUUUUUAAUUUUUGUGUUUUAUGGCUAAUACUAAAAUUGUACUUCCACACAUUUUAUUUGAUACUUUUGACUCGGAAGUUCCCGAUAAUAUUAGAUAAACAACACAAGAUGAAGAUGACAUUUAAAGUUGUUUUGCCAUAAAUUUUAAUUUUCCACGAAUUUCAGAAAGUAAGCUGAUUGUACUUGGUAUAAUAUGGCAUUCUUUCACAAAAUUGAUCUUUUAACGUAAUCUAAUAAAUUCUAUACUCGUAUCUUUACUCAAGUUUUUGCUAAUUUAUAUACAAGCAUUUUUCUUAGAGAUACAGCUGAUACUAAAUAUUCCUUCAAAACAAAUGCAUUAUAAAUAGAAUAGUUAAAACUAAAUUAUAUUACUUCUGAGAAAUUGACUUUUUGAAGGCUUUGGUUACACCAAUUUUUCUAUUAGCCAACCCAAAUGUAACUUAAACUUUUGAACAACUUUUAACAAAUAAUAAUGUGAAAUAGAAGUAAGAACUUUACUAAACCUUGUAUUAUGUGAGAUAACUGGUUUACAUGCAUGAUCUUGUGGCAGUAAGACCUAUAUCACAUCUGUUUUGAAAUUGAUGACAUAGAAGAAUCUGAUACAGACUGAGACAUGAUAGACGCCAGUUGGUCAACGUAGUAGCGGCUCAAAUGUUUUUAUUUUUAAAGGGUUUUUGAUUUUUUACAUAAUAUUAUUUAAAUAUAUUAUUCAGUUUUUCCCUUUCUUGUAAGUGUCAAUAUGUUCUCUUCUAACCAAAGUCUUGCAAACACCAAACAUUUUAACAAUUGACAGUAAUUACCAAGACAGCAGGGAUGACAAGUCAAAUAACUGAAGUUUAGGGCAUUAAAAACUGUCGUGGUUUUAUUCAAAUGAUUAUUAGUGCUUUAGUUAUAAUCAGGGGCAGGUCCAGAAUUUUCGAAAAGGGGGUACAAAUGAAUGGAUACCAAGCAAUCUGAGAGAAGAUGGGACUUUCUCCCUGUGAGAAGCUGAAAAACUUUGAAAUCUGAAAUCACUUAUUAGAUGACAGCGUGAAUAAUGUUAUGUAGAAAAUCCACCAAUAAUUAUAUAGUAUUAUGGUUUAAAGAAAGUUGAGUAGGCUCAACAUUUAAAAUUUCGAAAUAUUCUUUUAUAAAUAGUUUUACAAACAUUAAAGAGUAUUUACAGUUUUACUAAUUCUAUUAGAAAUGUCUCUUUUGGUAGUUUUGCGUUAGGCUUAAGACUUAACUCUAAAUUUGGGGUUCUAUCCUGCUGUGGGUACAGUAUACAAAGCUUGUUGUGUAGUUUUCUAUUUAAAUAUAACAAUCAAAUAUAAAUGUUUUGGAAUUUUUUACAUGCACCACUGAAUAUGCAUAAAAAAGUUUUAACUUUAUAAGAAUAUUAACCCUUUUUUCUGAACU